Leptidea sinapis is the source of this 4020-nucleotide messenger RNA. RefSeq lists its product as uncharacterized. The transcript has 10 exons. NCBI's taxonomy places the organism in Eukaryota, Metazoa, Arthropoda, Insecta, Lepidoptera, Pieridae. Gene Ontology annotation, cellular component: actin cytoskeleton; dendrite; cytoplasm. The record is from RefSeq and is a predicted model, not a curated record. The coding region runs from base 83 to 1462 and encodes 459 amino acids. Gene Ontology annotation, biological process: actin filament organization; calcium-mediated signaling; neuron projection development. Gene Ontology annotation, molecular function: actin filament binding.
AGCCACGCACUCCGCCAGCCGCGCGGCACACAAGUACGAGAAGGCUCGACGGGCUUUGCGCGAGUGGAAGCGUACGCGGGCGAUGGUGCGUGCGCGCGAAGAGUGGUGGAGCAAUACGCUGCGGGAAGCGCAUCACGAGUACGCCACCGCACUAUCGGCGCUACACGACCGAGUCGCGCGCCUCGAGGUUCUUUUGCUGGAGACUCAGAAGAAGGCUGGUCUGCCGGUGAUGUUACCGCACGAGCCGUCUGCGCGACGAGAGACGCCGCCGCUGCCCAGGAAACCUGACCCCGAUCCCUUGCUAAUUAAUGAUCCAUGGAGUUCUGAUAGUGACCUAUCAGAUUUGUCGCCAAUCGAAGACGAAUACGCGAAAGUCGAUAAGUCGGAUAAAAGACAACGAGAGGCUCCCGACAUUGGUGACGUGACAGCUUCGACUGAACCGCAACCAGAUACCACACCUGUCACAAGUACCGCCAACGUAGACGUGACGUCACCUGCUGUCACCGCCGCUGUCGUUGUGACGUCACAAGUGUUCACCAAUGCGCAGUCCACCUACACAGAUACAAUGAGUAGCGUGAAGUCCGGCGUGUCGAGCGCGGGCAGCGUGACGUCGGAGGCGGGGGUGUCACGCGAACUGGACGCGGCCGUGCCCCGCUGCGGGCUGCUGGACACGUCCGUGCACCGCGCGCGCACCGACCUGGCGCGACACCGGCACCACGCGCCGCACUCCGCGCACUCGCCGCACUCGCUCAGCAACGCCAGCUCGUACGACGGGCUAGACGACUCAUACAACGAUUCUGCGGACGAGUCGCUCAGCGAGAGCACAUCGGGUGCGCCGCCGCAUAACUCUCAGUUAUCCCGUGAAACCAGACAGAGCUGCGGUAGUUCUGUCGGCAGCGCCACCGAUGACGCGGUCUACUCCAGGGACCACAGACAUCAUCAGCUCUCCGGGCCGGCCGCGUCGCUCGCCGAGCAACUGAAGCACGUACUGGCGGAGCGAGAGCGGCGCCUGGCGACCUCCUCCCCGCCCGACCCCGUGCGACUGACGCACGACCUGGUGGACGAGAUACGACAGGCCGUCAGCGAGGCCAACGCGAGAGUGAAGCGUGCCCCGAGCUGUGUGGUGGGGGGCGAAGUCCCGUGGGAGCCGCUGUCGGCCGCUCCCAGCGAGGUCAGUCUGUCGCCGCCGCACGCGCCGCCCGUCACGCUCUGGACCAAGCAACAGGUGUGGCAAUGGGUAUCGAGUCUAAGUGAGGGCCUGGACCGUCACGCGGGCGCAUUCGCAGCCCGCGGUGUGGACGGAGCGCUCCUGCUGACGGUGGCCUCCUCGGACCUCAAGCUGUUGGGGCUGAACGGAGAUGAGCGGCGCCGCAUGAAGCGCCGGCUCAAGGAGCUGCGUGCCGCCCACGAGAAACACCUCAAGGCUAUCAAAAAGGCUGAAAAGAAAGCCAAAAAGAAGUAAGAAUUAUCACAAGAAGCGCAGAGAUGGUUCGAAUGUUUGCGCCCGAUCAAAAUGGAAUGAUAUACGCGCGGUUCAUAGCGCAACGAUAAGACUUAUUCUCAGUACGAUGUUUCGCUCUUUUUUUAAUAUUAAGUACUUCAUUCUCACACUACUUCACUCAAUAACUCUUUUUUUAUCACUUUGACAUGUUAAAUAGAACCAUCCCAUUUUGAUUGCGCGGAAUAGAGAUUGUAGGUGCAGAUGUCACUCCGCUUCAAGUUUGUCUUUUAUCAUUGGUAAUGGAAUACCUUGAAAAGGGGUUAAUGAUUAAUCACCCAAUUAAUUAUUUUAUUAAACUAACUUUCAAAUUGCUUAUAAAUUAGGUUUGAUAUUGCAAACAGUGUAUGAAUUUUGAAAAGUUUAUUUAUAACCGAAAACAUUGACGCAAAAUGAGUACAAAAUAUAAUUGAAAAUUAAUCAUUAAAAACGAGCAAUAGAAUUUGAAAUUUUAAUGAACAUUACUAACAUGUAAAGUAAUGGUAAUGGGUUUCUGGUAAAUGGAGUAAUAAACAUAAAUUAUUGGAGGUAAUGAAAUAUUGUUUAAAAUGCGUCCUCUAGAAAGAAAGAUAAUCUCAUACAGCAUUUCGGUGGCAUUGUUGUGCAUGAAUUUGUCCUUCAAAAAGUUGGAAUUAGACUUUUCAACUAACACCUAACAUAUAACGAAAAACAUUCAGUUGGGAGCAUCAACAAACUUGAAGCGGUAAAAUGAUAUAAAACAUUAAUUCCAUCACUAAAUAUUAUGGUUAUAGGAGCUUAUUGUUAGUCAAUACAUUAGGUACUUUACGAAUACUCGGAAGCAAUGCGUUUGGUAUUUUGAUGUGAUUGGUGUAAUCUGUAAUGUUCCACACGUGUCACAAUGUGUGCUCGCAGGCUAUGAGAAAUUCAUUUGUAAAUGCAACACAAUGCAAUAUUUGGAGGAAAUGCAACUAUUGUUUAUUGAUUGUUCAAUGUCAGAUCAGAGAGAAUGUGGGGUAAUUAUUAUAAUAAUAUUAUUGUGUCAAAUAUGAUAUUUACCCUUGAUAUUCGUUUUUAUAUUGCUAAAUGUCAAUAUGUUAGUCAUAUACGUUCAGAUGGUGGUUAAAAUUGGCUAGUUAAUACGGAGUGCCAUCCGACUAGCUCAUAGUUAUUAGAGAAAUUGGACUCGCGUGAACGUUUAGACGAAUAACAGUUGAAUAAGGCGUAUCCCGAUUGAAUUGGAUCCGCUUUCUGGAGCGUUAGUCAAAGUCGGAACCGACAAGUAUUAACUGUCUCGCUCACUCUCGAUACUCUUGCACUACGAUAGCAUUAUGGUGAUUGUUUGCUUGCAACGUUGAGUCAAUCCCUAGAAUACGGGCCGUAAUAAUAUUACCAAAGCAACAUAAACAUAAUAAUUAUAAUAUAAAUAAAGAAAUACCUAAUAUAUUUUGAGUACUGAACUUCUUCGUUGUUCCUACAUUUUGUAUUUGUUGUGUCAGUUUCUGUACAAUGGUGUGAUUCGGAUUGCGUGAAAGAUACUGGCUCAAUCUAGUCAUAAGAUCAACUUGUAAGAUUAACGCCAAUUAAUUAAUAUCAUCUCUCUGUAUUUAAUCUAAUGGUGAUUUUCAAAUGUUUAGAGUUAUUUAUUCUAUUGCUAUAAAUGUAUGUGUGAUUAAUGGCGCUAUACUUAGUCUUGCCGAAGAUAGGCGUAUGUAUUUUGUAACGGCAUUUAUGUAUUGUAUUGCACAAAAUGUACUUAGUGAACGAUUUAAUUGGAUAAUGUCUUAGAUUUACAUGUGUAAUUUGUGUACGAAUAGCAAAUCAACAUUUAAUAUUGUGAUCUCAUGAAGUAUAACGAAUUAUUGCCAUCGUCACACACAAGAUAGCCAUAGAUCGACCGAUACUGUCUCCCCCGGGUGUCAGUCAACGGAACAGAUUAUUGUAACAUUCCAGUCUUUCUCUAUAUAUUAGCUAAAUGUAGACUCUUUGUAGCUAGACUACCCGUCUCGGGUGACAUACCAUUGAACAGUAUUUUCUUUCUUUUUAGCUCUAUUUAAUCUUGUCUACUAUAAACUAUAAAUAAAUCUUUGUAGACUAGCUUCAAAGAGUAGAUUUAUUAACUUAUUUGGUGUGAUUUUAUUGAUUGGACAGCUUUACAGUUUGUUCUAGGCGAAAUUAGAGUAGGUAUGUCUUGAUUAUAAUUGUGUUAAUGUCGAGUGUCUGUUAGGUUACAAUAUUAUAUGUGUAAAUACAAGUCUCAAAUGGACUGAACUUUUGUGUUGGCUUAGUGUAUAUUAUAAACAUUAUUGGUUAAGAUUAAUAAGAGUAUGUAAACACGAUUACUUGACCUUGAAACCAUUAACAAUUGCCAAAUUAUGUACUAUUUUUUUUUUAUUAAUGUUAUUGUUUUCUUUUCUUAUUAUAAUUUCAUUAAAUUAUUUAAUAUUUAUUUUGGGACCAAAUUAAUUUAUUACAUACUUACAAUUUAUUUAUUAUAUGUAUUUGGGUGUGUUCAGAUAAAAUAAUUUUUAUUUAUUAAAUAAAGAAACCAAAGUUGAAAUCAA